UGGCGAUCGGAGUUCACAUCACUGAUAACACAACCAAAGUACUUUAUCUGUCCAAAAAUAAAAUAAAGUUCCCCGGCUGUUGGAACUGAAUUCGUAGACCACAAGAAGUGGAAAGAAGACAAGGAUUCAUUUUAGUCAGUCUGCUAGGAACUUGUACAAGAAAAUGCCCGCAGAUAUAAUGGAGAAAUCGACUUCGUCCCCCGUGCCUGCAACCCCAGCCAAUAUAAACGCUACACCAGAUAAGCCAAAAACUGCUUCUGAAAAUCGGAAGUCAUCCAAACCAAUUAUGGAAAAGAGACGCCGGGCUAGAAUAAACGAAAGUUUAAGCCAACUUAAGACGCUGAUUCUGGAUGCGCUGAAAAAAGAUAGUUCGAGACAUUCAAAGUUGGAAAAAGCUGAUAUCCUCGAAAUGACAGUGAAGCAUCUCCGAAAUCUCCAGCGAGCGCAAAUGACUGCUGCUUUGAGUACAGAUCCAACAGUUCUGGGCAAAUACAGAGCCGGCUUCAGCGAAUGUAUGAACGAAGUGACCCGUUUCUUAUCCACCUGCGAAGGGGUUAACACAGAAGUCCGAACCAGACUCCUGAGUCACUUGGCAAACUGCAUGUCUCAGAUCAACGCCAUGAACUACUCCCAGCCGCCCCCCAGCCCAGCUGUGACCGGCGGAUCUCACGCUGCUUUUGGGCAGCCCCUUCACGUCCAGCUGUCUGGGUCAGUUGGCAGCGGGGGACCCCUGAAUGGAGUCAACAUGCCUUGUAAGCUGGGUGCGGCUGACGCAAUGCCUGCAGCGGCGGUCGCCGCUCCGACUAAAGUCUACGGCGGGUUUCAGCUCGUGCCAGCAUCAGACGGCCAGUUUGCAUUCCUCAUUCCCAACACGGCGUUUGGACCGAGCGGACAGCUAACGGCAGGACCUAUCAUCCCGUUGUACGCCAAUGCGAACGGAACGGCAUUGCCCUCCUCUGUUUCCCCGGCCAACAGGUCUCCCGUUCAGCCGUCUGGCAUUGCCCCUGCGUCCGGAUUCCCGCUUCCGCUGUCGGCAGCCACUACUGCUGUCAGCCCAGUUAGCGUGGGUGUACCAUCAGAUUCCUUAAAUUCCGUCUGGAGACCCUGGUAACAGGGCCGCCUCCUCUGCUUUCAGUGACUGGAAACUUCCGAAAUAAAGACUUGCUCUUUAAAGUUAACUUUCUUAUAGUUUUGUACAGUCAUGUCAAAAUUAUGCACUAUAUCUGUACAUAUUUCGAAUGUUAAUAUCAGGUUGCGUUUGUCUUAGCAAGAUGUUCAUUUUUCUAUGAUCUGUUGAAAUGCCAAAGAUAAAUUGAAUGCUCUUAAAGGUUCCUUCCAGGAAGAUUUAUAUUUGAAAUAAAAAGAAAACUAACAUUUA
This is a messenger RNA of Hypanus sabinus (Atlantic stingray), 1378 nucleotides long. It is a transcript of the gene hes1, whose product is annotated as hairy-related 6. Gene Ontology annotation, biological process: anterior/posterior pattern specification; negative regulation of neuron differentiation; Notch signaling pathway. The coding region runs from base 164 to 1111 and encodes 315 amino acids. Gene Ontology annotation, molecular function: RNA polymerase II cis-regulatory region sequence-specific DNA binding; protein dimerization activity; DNA-binding transcription factor activity, RNA polymerase II-specific. NCBI's taxonomy places the organism in Eukaryota, Metazoa, Chordata, Chondrichthyes, Myliobatiformes, Dasyatidae. Gene Ontology annotation, cellular component: nucleus. The transcript has 4 exons. The record is from RefSeq and is a predicted model, not a curated record.